Andrographis paniculata is the source of this 1129-nucleotide messenger RNA. Its product is annotated as acid phosphatase 1-like. The coding region runs from base 301 to 1059 and encodes 252 amino acids. The record is from RefSeq and is a predicted model, not a curated record. Lineage: Eukaryota; Viridiplantae; Streptophyta; Magnoliopsida; Lamiales; Acanthaceae. The transcript is spliced from 3 exons. Gene Ontology annotation, molecular function: acid phosphatase activity.
UUCGUUCCUUCUUCGGACAACAACUACUCGACAAAAUAUCCUCUCCCACUCCCACGCCAUCUAAUUAAUUCAUGUAAAAAAAGGAACCCAAAAAUAACUUGUGGGGAGAGAGACAACAAUCAAUAAUUUUCCCCACAAAAAAAAAUUAAAAAAAAAUCGUUCGAUUCUUCCUUCUUCUUCUUCUUCCUGUUCUUCCCUUUCAAUUCGAUUUGAUUAAAUUCAGAAACAGGACAGAAGAAAUUCGAGGAUUUGGAGGAGGUUCUUUUGGUUAAUUUAUUAAUUUCUCCAAUUUGUGCCAAAAUGAAUUUUCUCCAGAACCUUCUUUUUCUUACCCUCUUUUCGCUUUUCUUAUCCUCCACGUCAUCAUCGUCGUCGUCCCUGUCUUCCUCCUGUGAAGAAAUUUCUGAAGUUCCAUUGAUGUGUGCCAGCUGGAGGGUGGCUGUGGAGGCAAACAACGUGAGUCCAUGGACGAGGAUUCCGGAGGAGUGUGGGGACUAUUUGGCUUCGUACAUUGGCGGCGGCUACGAAAUGGAUCUCGAGAUUGUGUCCGAACAGGCUGCAAUUUUUGCGAGAAGUUUCAAUCUGAGUAUGGAUGGUAAAGAUGUCUGGAUUUUCGAUGUCGACGAAACCCUUCUCUCCAAUCUUCCCUAUUACAUCGACCAUGGUUAUGGGGUGGAAGUUUUUGACAGUGUGAAGUUUGAUGAGUGGGUUGAGAUGGGAAUGGCACCUGCCGUGGAACACAGCUUGAAGCUUUACGAGGAGGUUUUGGGAUUGGGAUUUAAGAUUGUUUUCUUGACUGGGAGAAGCGAAAGGCACAAAAAUGUCACUGUCGACAAUUUGAUUCAAGCUGGAUUUAGGGAAUGGGACAAACUCAUACUCAGGGGGGUGGAGGAUCACGGGAAGACAGCGAGGGAGUACAAGUCGGAGAAGAGGGACGAGCUCGUCAAAGAGGGGUAUCGAAUCGUAGGCAAUUCGGGGGACCAAUGGAGCGACUUGUUGGGUUCUUCCAUGUCGAUGCGUUCCUUCAAGCUCCCGAAUCCUAUGUAUUACAUUCCUUGACAAUCAUCGUCUUGUAAUGAACUAGCAUAGUUCGAGAAUGUAGCAUCGCUGACAAUGUUCGACGUUUGAA